Messenger RNA from Dendronephthya gigantea, 939 nucleotides. RefSeq lists its product as uncharacterized. Bases 1 to 939 code for a protein of 312 amino acids. NCBI's taxonomy places the organism in Eukaryota, Metazoa, Cnidaria, Anthozoa, Malacalcyonacea, Nephtheidae. The record is from RefSeq and is a predicted model, not a curated record. The transcript is spliced from 3 exons.
AUGAAUGACAAACUAAAUGUCUCACGGUUUUGGGAAGAAAAUUUUUCUAUUAUUCAACAAACUAAAGAUGUUCAGUUUCCAACGCCUGAAGAGGUUUAUUCAGACUUUAUUCUACGAACAGGACUAACACAUAUUGAUUUGGAAAAUUUCAAGGUUAUAACGUGUAGUCUUGGCAGAGGAAUACGCUUAAAUAAAAAACGUCGCAAAAACCAGAAGCGAUUCUACAAUGUCGCUCCGAAGCGUAAAAAACUACGAACAGAAGAACAUGACUUUGAUGCCAAUGAACCGAAAGAGGAAGAAAGCGUUACUAGACAUGAGAACGAAUUGUUAGACAAUUAUCUAGAACAUCAAGGGUCGAUGCAAAUUAACGCAAUGACAGUUUCAGCCUUGCGAGAGAAACAAAAUGCACCAUCGAGCAGAAAACAAACGUUUGAGAUUCUAAGGUGUAAAGGCCUUUAUAAGAAAUUUCCUAUGAGUAAGUUUGAAAAGUUCAUCUCAUGGCUCAAAUCGCCAUCUGGCGGCCAACUCGCAUGCACAGAUGAAAUAGCAAGUGAAGUUAGCAGAUUCCUAUAUUUUUCUUUUCCAACCAAGCUGAAAUGGAAUUGGCUGUUGGAUGCCAAAGCCCUCAACAAUUAUCUUAUUACUACAAAAGAUGCUGGUUUAGGCCCGGAUGGGCUUAAAUCAAAGAUUGAAAGAAUUACAAUUGCCCUGAAAUUCCUCGGCCAUAAAAAACCAAAGAUUAACACGAAAUGCAAAAGAGCUAUUGCAGAAUAUUCUGAAUGGCUUAAGCCACUUGCAAAACAAAAAAAGGUUCUACGAAUGCAAAAUUCCUGGAGGAAUGAGUUGUGUGGGUUUAACCUAACCAUGGAAGAUAUAGACACAGCUGUCUCUGAACAUACAAUUGCUCGAUUCAUUGCAAUCAUGAAACAAGCAAUGUAA